GCAGAGCGGCGUGGACGACAUGGUGCUGCUGUCCAAGAUCUCCGAGGAGGCCAUCGUGGAGAACCUCAAGAAACGUUUCAUGGACGAUUUCAUCUUUACCUACAUCGGGCCCGUGCUGAUCUCCGUGAACCCCUUCAAGCAGAUGCCGUAUUUCACCGACCGCGAGAUCGAGCUGUACCAGGGCGCGGCCCAGUAUGAAAAUCCCCCCCACAUCUACGCCCUGACUGACAACAUGUACCGGAACAUGCUGAUCGACGGCGAGAACCAGUGUGUCAUCAUCAGCGGAGAAAGCGGAGCUGGGAAAACAGUGGCAGCAAAAUACAUCAUGGGCUACAUCUCCAAAGUGUCUGGUGGUGGGGAGAAAGUCCAGCACGUGAAGGACAUCAUCCUGCAGUCCAACCCGCUGCUGGAAGCCUUUGGAAAUGCCAAAACUGUCCGGAACAACAAUUCCAGCCGCUUUGGAAAAUACUUUGAGAUCCAGUUCAGCCGGGGAGGAGAACCUGAUGGGGGCAAGAUCUCCAAUUUCCUGCUGGAGAAGUCGCGCGUGGUGAGCCAGAACGAGUGCGAGAGGAACUUCCACAUCUACUACCAGCUCAUCCAAGGAGCAUCCCAAGAGCAGAAGCAGAAUUUGGGCAUCAUGAGCCCGGAUUAUUACUUCUACCUGAACCAGACAGACACCUACCAGGUGGAGGGCACAGACGACCGCAGCGACUUCCAUGAGACCAUGAAUGCCAUGCAGGUCAUCGGCAUCCGCGGUGAGGACCAGCAGCUGGUGCUGCAGAUCGUGGCAGGGAUCCUGCACCUGGGCAACAUCAGCUUCAGGGAGGAGGGCAACUACGCCCGGGUGGAGAACGCUGACUCCCUGGCCUUCCCUGCCUACCUGCUGGGGGUCGACCAGGAGCGCCUCAACGAGAAGGUCACCAGCAGGAAAAUGGACAGCAAGUGGGGCGGCCGCUCCGAGUCCAUCACCGUCACCCUCAACGUGGAGCAGGCGGCCUACACCCGCGACGCGCUGGCCAAGGGGCUCUACGCCCGUGUCUUCGACUUCCUGGUGGAGUCCAUCAACCGGGCCAUGCAGAAGCCGUACGAGGAGUACAGCGUCGGGGUGCUGGACAUCUAUGGAUUUGAGAUAUUCCAGAAAAAUGGCUUUGAACAAUUCUGCAUUAACUUUGUGAAUGAGAAGCUGCAGCAGAUCUUCAUUGAGCUGACCCUGAAGGCCGAGCAGGAGGAAUAUGUGCAGGAGGGGAUCAAGUGGACACAGAUCCAGUACUUCAACAACAAGGUGGUGUGUGACCUGAUAGAGAACAAGCUGAACCCUCCUGGGAUCAUGAGUGUCCUGGAUGACGUGUGUGCCACAAUGCACGCCACGGGUGAGGGCGCCGACCAGACCCUGCUGCAGAAGCUGCAGGCGGCCGUGGGCACCCAUGAGCACUUCAACAGCUGGAGCUCGGGCUUUGUCAUCCACCACUACGCUGGCAAGGUGUCCUACGAUGUGAACGGCUUCUGCGAGCGCAACCGGGACGUGCUUUUCACUGACCUGAUCGAGCUCAUGCAGAGCAGUGAAUACGGUUUCAUCCGGAUGCUUUUCCCAGAAAAACUUGAUUCUGACAAAAAGGGACGGCCGACCACGGCGGGCUCCAAAAUCAAGAAACAGGCCAACGACCUGGUGAACACGCUCAUGAAGUGCACCCCACACUACAUCCGCUGCAUCAAACCCAACGAGACCAAGAAACCCCGGGACUGGGAGGAGAGCAGAGUGAAGCACCAGGUUGAGUACCUAGGGCUGAAGGAGAACAUCCGGGUGCGCCGGGCAGGCUUCGCCUACCGCCGCCUCUUCCACAAGUUCCUGCAACGCUAUGCCAUCCUCACCCCCGAGACGUGGCCAUCGUGGCGCGGGGACGAGCGCCAAGGGGUGCAGCACCUCCUGCGCUCGGUCAACAUGGACCCAGACCAGUACCAGAUGGGCAGGAGCAAGGUGUUCGUCAAGAACCCCGAGUCGCUCUUCCUGCUCGAGGAGAUGCGGGAGAGGAAAUUUGACAGCUUUGCCCGGGUGAUCCAGAAGGCCUGGCGCCGGCAUGUGGCCAUCCGCAAAUACGAGCAGAUGAGAGAGGAGGCUGCCAGCAUCCUUUACAACUUCAAAGAGCGGCGCAGGAACAGCAUCAACAGGAACUUCGUGGGGGAUUACCUGGGCAUGGAGGAGCGGCCGGAGCUGCGGCAGUUCCUGGCCAAGCGGGAGCGCGUCGACUUCGCCGACUCCGUCACCAAAUACGACCGGAGGUUCAAGCCCAUCAAGCGGGAUUUCAUUCUCACGCCCAAGUAUUUCUACCUGAUCGGGCGGGAGAAGGUGAAGAAGGGGCCUGAGAAGGGGCAGAUCAAGGAGGUGCUCAAGAAGAAGGUGGAGCUGCAGGCGGUGAGCGGCGUCUCGCUGAGCACCAGGCAGGACGACUUCUUCAUCCUCCACGAGAACGAUGCCGACAACUUCUUGGAGUCCAUCUUCAAGACAGAGCUGAUCAGCCUCCUGUGCAAGCGCUUUGAGGAGCUCACCCGCUCCAAGCUGCCCCUCUCCUUCAAGGACACACUACAGUUUCGGGUGAAGAAGGAGGGCUGGGGCGGCGGUGGCACCCGCAACGUCACCUUCGUCAGAGGACAGGGCGACGUGGCCUCCCUCAAAGCUGGAGGCAAAACCCUUACGGUCACCAUCGGGGAUGGGCUCCCCAGGAAUGCCAAGCCCACAAGGAAGGGGGCAGCACAGGGCAGAGGUGGCAGCAGGUGUCCCGCACCUUCCCGAAGUGCCCCAUCAGCACCCAGAGGAGCCUGCAGGAACGGGGGUCCCCAGAUCCCCCGCGGGGAU
Messenger RNA from Zonotrichia albicollis (white-throated sparrow), 2851 nucleotides. Lineage: Eukaryota; Metazoa; Chordata; Aves; Passeriformes; Passerellidae. The record is from RefSeq and is a predicted model, not a curated record.